This is a messenger RNA of Erpetoichthys calabaricus (reedfish), 2516 nucleotides long. RefSeq names its product gastrula zinc finger protein XlCGF57.1-like. Gene Ontology annotation, cellular component: nucleus. Gene Ontology annotation, molecular function: DNA-binding transcription factor activity, RNA polymerase II-specific; RNA polymerase II cis-regulatory region sequence-specific DNA binding. Gene Ontology annotation, biological process: central nervous system development; regulation of transcription by RNA polymerase II. Lineage: Eukaryota; Metazoa; Chordata; Cladistia; Polypteriformes; Polypteridae. The transcript is spliced from 3 exons. The record is from RefSeq and is a predicted model, not a curated record. The coding region runs from base 1 to 1827 and encodes 608 amino acids.
AUGGAUACAACGGAGAUGUGCAAUGCUGACAUGUAUACUGUAGAGAAAAUUGCUGUUAAUAUUAAAAGGGAGGUGGAGGAGGAGGACUGUGAGUGGGAAUCUGAUCACCCUAAACCGGAGAGGCUCUGCAUAAAGGAUGAGGAUUGUGACUCUGAAACAAUAGGCAUUAAAGAAGAGGGUGUCAAGUCCUUCCUGAUUGACACACAGAAACAUGUACUUACUGACAACGUCAAAGGAGAAGACCUCCAUUCAGAGUCUGCUCAUUGGUAUGAAUGUCAAGAGAGAUGCUGUUCAUUUGAGGUGUAUUCAGUCAAAGUGAAAUCUGACUCCGAUGAGGAAAUGUCAUCAAAUAGGGCCUUGGAAGAUCAACCAUCAUCAAAUGAAUCUGGAGAAAAUAUACAAGAUGGUGGAAGCUCCUCCUUGUCUUCAUUUCGGCAGAUUUCCUUUCACUGCAGAUCGCAACAGACAGCACUUAAAGGAAACGUGAAGAAAGCAAUAUCUGUAUCAGAAAUUUCAAUACCAACCACCUUGCAGUAUCAUUCUAUGACUGACGUGAACUCUCAACAUGAGGUGAACAGCACAAAUUCAAUUGAUUUGUAUAUUGAACAUGAGCAAACAAAAAGUUUGAAAUGCAAAUCUAAAAAAGAACGUAAUCAUUGUAUUCCUACAAAACGGAAGUCUCACUUCUGCUCUGAAUGUGGUAAACAAUUCUCAAAAAAGAGCCGUCUUGAAACCCACAUGAGAAUCCAUACUGGAGAAAAGCCAUAUCAUUGUAAUGCAUGUGGCAAACGAUUCUCUGAUAAAAGCUAUUUUUUGCUCCACACAAGGAGUCACACUGGAGAGAAUCCUUAUGGCUGUUCUGAAUGUGGCAAACGAUUUGCAGUAAAGAGUCAUCUUGAAACCCACACAAGAAUUCACACGGGAGAAAAACCAUUCCAGUGUAAGGAAUGUGGCAAACGGUUUUCAGUAAUGAGCAGUCUUCGAAGUCACACAAGGAUUCAUACUGGAGAGAAGCCGUACCGCUGUCCUGAAUGUGGUGAGAGAUUCACUCACUGGAGUGUUCUUCAGAACCACACAAUUGUUCACACUGGAGCAGCGCCAUAUUGCUGUUCUGAAUGUGGCAAGCAGUUUUCAAACAGGAGUAAUUUUCAGGCCCAUAGAAGAAUUCACACUGGAGAAAAGCCGUAUCACUGUGGUGAAUGUGGCAAACAAUUUUCAAAUAAGAGCAAUCUUCGAAGACACACAAAAAUUCACAUUGGAGAGAAAAAUUACUGCUGUUCUGACUGUGGUAAACUAUUCUUAUUGUUGGAUGAUCUUCACAGCCACAAAAGAAUUCACACUGGAGAAAACCCCUUUCACUGUCAUGAAUGUGGCAAACAGUUUUCAAAUAAGAGCAAUCUUCGAAGACACACAAGAAUUCACAUUGGAGAGAGAAAAUACUGUUGUUCUGAAUGUGGUAAGCGAUUCUUACAAAUGGAUGAUCUCCACAGCCACAAAAGAACUCACACUGGAGAAAAGCCCUAUCACUGUAAUGAAUGUGGCAAACGAUUUUCAGUUAAAAGUAACCUUCGAAGACACAUAAGACUUCACAUGGGAGAAAAGCCAUAUUGCUGUAACGAUUGUGGCAAACGAUUCUCUACCAGAUGUAGUUUUCAGAGACAUUCAAAGCUACAUUGGAGUAAAGAAAAUGAAAAAACUGACAAAAAGGAAACUGAAACAUUUUGGAGAAAUCUACACAACACUACCCAAGAAUGUACAAAAGAAGCAGAAUGGAGAAGUAAUCUAUACACAGAUAUAGAAAACACACAAGUAAAAGAAAUGAAAUAGUUUGAAGCAGCAGCCAAAGUAAUAGAAAUAGCACUCCAAGAAGAGCUACUGACUCAGAUCCUGACACCAUACCCAGCUUGUGUCAUACUCAAAACUAACCCCCAAUAUCAACAUAUGGCCAAGUGUGAAAAGAGGUUAAUGUGUCCAAUGUAGGUGAUACCACAGUGACCCAUCACAGGAGCAACUUUCCUUUGACCAAACUGGAGAAAGCCCAAGUAGCAAAAAGCUACCAACCCUAUAACUGACUCUCUUAAAAGCAGUUAACAUAAGAAUUUACAGUCACUUGGAUCAGAAUUAGAAAAUGUAGCAGUAGAAGGAGGAUCAAAGAAGGCCUCAGACCAGAUAUUGUUAAGGUAACUAAGGACAUCACUGAAUACUACAAGAAAGGCAGAACCCCAAUGCCGUCUGCAGAACCACCAAAGAAUUCAUGCUAAAGAGAACCCUCAUUUUUAUUCUGAAUAGGGCUUUUGUCCAUUGUCAAUUGUUUGCCAUAUCAGUGUAAUGAAUGUGGUAAAUGAUUUUUGUGAAUUAACUGUUUGAUGGAUUAGACAAGAAUUCACAUUGGACACAGAUAGGAUUUACAAUCACCAGGAUCUAAGUGAUUGGCAAUUAAACAGAACAACAACGAGAAGGUCAUAAAUCACAAAAGAACAGUUAUUGUGAACUAAAGUAAGGGUGCUAUAAGAAAG